Messenger RNA from Emiliania huxleyi CCMP1516, 1395 nucleotides. RefSeq lists its product as hypothetical. The coding region runs from base 1 to 1395 and encodes 464 amino acids. The transcript has 3 exons. NCBI's taxonomy places the organism in Eukaryota, Haptophyta, Isochrysidales, Noelaerhabdaceae. The record is from RefSeq and is a predicted model, not a curated record.
AUGGCACACAGAGUCAGCGGCGACGACGACCUGAGGGAGCGCCUCUACGAGCGGCGGCUUCGCAGCUUCAUGAGUCAGCGCGGGCUCCAGCGGAGCGAGGCUCAGCGGCGCGUUGUUCAUCUGGAGUUGGCGCUCUUCCAAGGUCCUGGACGGGACCGAGGCGGAUCCGUGCGAGGACGCCUCGAGCCUGCUCCACACCAUCAGGGCUGCCGGCCCGCUGGGCAGCCAGCAGUGCCAGCCAAGCCAGGCUGUAGCGACGGGAUCGAGUCUGAUCAGGCCUGCAACGGUCCGCCGCUCGUCGCAGGCGAGGCCGAGGGACAGCAGGAGAAGGAGCGGCCGCCAGCUUGGCUGCGGGACGCGACUGCUGCCAUCGACAACAGCCUUCCGUCACCGGCUCCGGAGGUUGUCGCCGCCCUCGAGGAGAGGCUCGCAGAGGCGGAGCGGCAGGCGUCGCAGGCUCGCUCCCGCAUGGCGCAGCAGCGGCAGCUUCUCGAGCGGCAGCGCGCGGCGCACGCGGAUCAGGUCGACGCUCUCGCCACCGCCGCCGAAGCGCGCGAAGUGGAGCAUCGGCGAGAGCUUCGGCGGGCAGAGGCGGCACUCGAGGAGCAGCAACAGCAAGAGAGGCAGGUGGUCGCCGUGCUCCGCUCGCAGAUCGAGGCGGCGCACGAGUGGCAUGCACGGCUGGCGGAGGCGCAGACAGAGGAGGCGGCGCGGCUGGCGGCCGCAUCGGAGACGGAAGGGGAGGAGCUCAGGGUGGAGCUGCUGCGGGAAGAGCUGGCCACAAUCGAGCGUGAGCGCUCGACGAGUGAGGCGGCGGCGCGGGAGGGGAAGCGGCAUCACGAGGCGGCGGAGGACGAGGCAGAGGCGCGAGCCGCGGCGGCCGAAGCCGCGGCGAGUCGGGAGGCGCUUGCUGUCCCCGCGCUGCGGCAAGCCGCUGCCGUCGCGACGAGGCGGCUCGAAAGCGACAACAUCUCGCUGAGCAACAACGCCGUCAACCAGUUGGCCUCGAUGGCUAAGGAGGCCGUCAACCAGUUGGCCUUGAUGGCUAAGGAGGCGGGCGCUGUGGCGACCUCGUUGGGUAGUGAAUUGGCCUCGGUGGCUAAGGUAGCGAUCGACGCCAACCGCGAGAUUGGCGCCAACCGCGAGACUUACAAAGACCUCGAGCAGAUCCUGGACCUCGAGGUGACGUUCGAGGCGGAGCAGUCCGGCCGGCAAGCACUCGCGGAGGAGCACGCAUUCGCAGUCCACAGGCAACUCCGCGAGGCGCGGUCCGGCUGGGCCCUUGCCAAGAUGCAGCUCGUGCUGGGCGCCACAGCGUGCGCGCGCAAGCAAUCCGCCUUGGCCCGCUGGGCGCGCAGAGCCUGCGGCCUAAAGGCAGGCGACGCAGCUGUUUGA